Molecule: messenger RNA, 813 nt
Organism: Phytophthora nicotianae INRA-310
Lineage: Eukaryota; Oomycota; Peronosporomycetes; Peronosporales; Peronosporaceae
Exons: 1
Coding region: 1-813 (270 amino acids)
Molecular function (GO): nucleic acid binding
Source: RefSeq, a predicted model, not a curated record
AUGAUGGAUUUCGUACAUCUGGAUGAAAAAUGGUUUUUCUUGAAGAAGGAUAAACAACGGUUUUAUUUAGGGGAAAAUGAAGAUGUGCCACACAUUACUGUGAAGAACAAGAACUACAUUAUCAAGGUUAUGUUUCUUUGUGCAGUGACACGUCCGCGUUGGGAUGCCACACGACUUCGCAUUUGGGAUGGAAAAAUCGGUCUGUGGCCGUUUGCUGUUUACGAACCCGCUGAGAGAGCUAGCAAGAACAGACCGGCUGGAACCUUAGAGAUUAAAACUUAUAGCGUCGGCCGUGAGAUCUACCAUCAAGCACUAUGCCGGAUGGUCAUCCCGCGCAUUAAAGAAGUAUGGCCGUCUGGCAAGCGUGUGGUGCUACAGCACGACAAUGCAAAACCGCACGUCGCGGCGGAUGACCCCGAAGUGGUCGCCGCAUGUAGCCUUGGGAACUGGAACAUGAAGAUCUGCCCACAACCUGCAAAUUCACCAGACUUUAAUGCCAACGACCUGGGAUUUUUCAAUUCACUGCAGUCACUGCAGUACAAGAAGCGAGCAAAGACUAUUGAAGACCUUGUAAACAACGUUGACAGCGCAUUCAAGGAGCUCCACUAUACCAAACUUGACAGCGUAUUUCGAACGCUUCAGUCUGUGCUACAAGCAUCGAUGAGAGUUGACGGCUGCAACAAAUACAACAUUCCACACCUUUCCAAGGACAAGCUGAGAGCAGACACUGGUCUUUUGCUGCCGUCGCUAGCUUGUACUGAGGAGGUGUACAACAGAGCAAAGUCGUUCUUAAGUUCGGUUCAGUUGAAAUAA